AUAUAAAGGCAGAAAUGAAUGUUGCUUGGGUUGUAUUUGUCUCUGUUAGAUAUUGGACCCAGGACACUCUACGGUAUAUUUCUCAUCAAGGCUGCAGUCUUGGAAUAUCUCUUUUGGGGUAGUGUGCAAUAAAAUAUCUUUACAUAUCUAAUCUCAAAACUAGAAAUCUCAAAUGGCACUAUGACCCAGAUUGUACUGUCUGCAGAUGCACUCUUUCUGUCCUUUGUGAAUAUUAAUUUUGCUGAUAUUUUGAUUGGAUCUUUUUCUCAUGUUUUGUUUGCCUUGUCUCUCUGUCUCUAUUCCCAAUGCUAUACUUGGCAAAAACAGUGUCAUGCUUGGCAUUUUAAAGCCAUUUUCCAGCUACAGCCUGCACAGCUGUGGGAGAAACAGAAGGAGGCGGAUCUGGCAAGGAAAAAAGUUCCUUUGCUCCAUGUGAGGAAAUAGGAAGAUGAAAACAUGCUCCACCCGCCUUUUCACAGCCAGCCGUACCCUCUGUCUUCCAACCCAGUCCUGGCAAAUGAAACUCCCUGAUUUCUGGUGGUGCUUGGCGUGACAUAUAAAAGACUUGGAGUUUUCCUUUCCAGAGACCUUACUUCACUAACAACACUGAAGUGUUCCUGGCUUUGCAAAUAAGUGACUCCUGACUGGGAAUGUUUCUCCUGCAAAUUCUUCUCCAGUCUUGGGCUCUCUAUCACUGGGCAUACGGUGAAGAAACUCAUACCUUCAUCAUGACAUUGACUGCCAACUUUUCAAAAGAAAACUCUGCGAAAUUUGUAGGCAAUGCCAUCCUAAAUGGGAUAAUGACCCAUAGCUUGGAGGGUAAUACUAAACAACUGAAUGUGAGCCAGCUGUCACCAUUAGAGGCAUCCAACCAAUGGGAACAGACAGAAAGCAAACUGCACCAAUAUCUACAGAGCUUCCAGGGAAUGGUUGCUGUACUCUCAAAGGAAAAGGUCAUAUCCUAUCCCAUAUCCCUAUAUUGCACAAAGGGGUGCGAAGUGUCGGAAAAUGGCACCAGAAGCUUCUACAAGAUUUCGCUGAAUGGGAAUGAUUUCCUGAAAUUUCACACAAAGAGUAAUAACUGGGAAGGUUUAGCUAACACUUUGGUGGCCAAGUAUACUAGUCAGAAGCUGAAUCAAUUCCAAGAGACAACUACCAAUCUACAGUUCUUCCUAGAAAAAACAUGUGUCAACUUUCUAAGGAUGCAUACUAACAACAAAGAAGCCAUUACUGGGCAGCAUGAAGGACCUUCACACACUCCGCUGGUGAUAGGCAUCAGUAUGGGUGCUCUUGCUCUAGUGGGAUUAGCUGUGUGCCUAUUCUUGUGCACAGGUGGGAAGAGAUAGCAGAAGCACUGACACACAAAUGAACUAUCAGCUUUCUUGGUUUCUCAAUGGAGCCUAUUGGAAGACAAACACGCAGGACUCAUAAGUGUGUGGGGAAACAGAACGCCACAAUGAAAAAUAUAGGCAUCUUGUAUCUAUCUCAACAAAUGAUUGCCUUUUCUCCUUUACAGAAACUUCAGCUCAAGUUCCCACCUAACCAGAGUUCAUUCAUUACUUUGAGUCAGUCACUUUCAACUCAACUCAACCCAAUAUGCUAGUUUUCAUACGACAUUGUAUUUUAUCAUACUGAGAGCACCAGGUUAGAGACCAGGAGACUAAGUUCUAGUCUGCCUGAUAUGAAAGCCAGCUGGGUGAAUCUGGGAAGUCACUCUUUCUCAGCCACAAUGUUGAGUUCAGGAGAUCAAUGCAUCAACACUUGGUUGAUCUGGAAAGAAGCAGACGUUCUUUUGUAGGCAAUUUUUUUGUGUAGGAAAGCAGGAAUUUUUUUUUAUCAUGCUGUAUCAGUGUAUACCUGUUUUUUCCUAUUGUGCUGAUUUUUUAUUGUGACCAUGUUGUAUUUUAUUAUAUUCUAUCAGCAAUUUUUUAAUUUGCACUGUACUGAUACCCCAUUUUGGGGAGGUAUUUAACAAUCGGAUUUGCAUGUUCUUUUAUUCCUUUAUCCUUCAGGCAAAUACAGUAUAAAAAUCUAGAAUGCCUGAAUUUUUUUUUUGUUUCUUUCUAUGUUCAUCAUGAAAAAUUUUAGGCAUCCCUGAUCAGACCACAUUAGAGUUUUAACAAAGGAAAUACAUUGAUUGUAAUAUAAUACACUUCAGUUGAUUUUGGGUGGCUCUUUCUAUACUUCCUUCCAUUCCUAUAGUUCCAAAGACAAUUUAUGAUGAUAAAUCCAGUGAUGUGAGAAAUCUUAUAAGCCUGUGGACCUUUAAGAACAUUCAGAAUUAGAAACUGUAUGUUUUAAAUUUAAUUGGGACACACUAGAAAUAAUGCUUCUCUCGAGAGAUUUUUAUAGAAUGUCUUCAGAAUUUUACUAGAAAUUAGGAUUCCAUUAUUUUUUCUGGAUGCUUAGGACUACAGUAUGUACCAAGAAACCAUGAGAUAACUCCAUGCAUUUUACCCUCAUAACACUGAGCAGCAGCCAACAAUUGUGAAACUGUUUCCUGUUCAUCACUUCUAAGUGCUCUAAAGAUCCCCCAAAAGUUCUCAGAUAAUUAAGGAUCUUAUUAGCUGUUCACUAGAAUUUAGACCUUGGGCUUUCAGUUAUGAGCUCGCAUAAUCAUAUAUUUAAAUAUAGUUACAUUUUUUUUUUAAAAAAAAGUAUUUUACCUGUCUGUUUCAUUUGUAGAACUUAUAGUUCUUUUAAAAAAAAGAAAGAAUAGCAAAAUUGGCUGGAUGUUUUUUAUAAAGUUAUUCCAAUCUAUGCACAGUUUGUGGCUAUUUAUUUUACUGCUGGCCUUUUUCUAGCUCUCUAUUCAUAUAGUGACUUCAUCAGUUCCAUCCAUUAUAAUACAAUGCUGCUGGUAAAUAUCAGUGGGCUGGUUUUCCAGCUUAAACAAAACAAUUUCAUUUUCAGUCAAAGAAAUAAACAUUAUUUACUGCUAGGUCAUUCUUGAGACUAAGAGGCUGAUCAAAGGGUCAGAAACUGCAGCCAUCUUUUCAGUAGAUAUAUAAAUAUGAUAGUUCAAAAU
Molecule: messenger RNA, 3028 nt
Organism: Thamnophis elegans (Western terrestrial garter snake)
Lineage: Eukaryota; Metazoa; Chordata; Lepidosauria; Squamata; Natricidae
Product: endothelial protein C receptor-like
Exons: 4
Coding region: 651-1346 (231 amino acids)
Biological process (GO): negative regulation of coagulation
Molecular function (GO): signaling receptor activity
Source: RefSeq, a predicted model, not a curated record